AUGAUAAAAUCGGUAAGUAGAAUGACUAGAAAGCUCUCUUCGACCGCCGUGAAAGGCGAUUUGUUCAAAUUCCAAUCUCAACUUCCAAAGUUGCCAGUUCCAACAUUGGCUGAAACCUCGUCGAAAUAUUUGAAGACCGUCGAACCAUUUCUCUCACCUGCACAAUUGUCUUCGACGAAGGCAAUUGUGGAGGACUUUGUGAGACCUGGAGGUCAAGGUGAGGUGUUGCAGAAGAGAUUGGAGGAGUUCGCUCAGGGUAAAGACAACUGGUUGGCUGAAUACUGGGAUGACUAUGCGUACAUGUCGUACAGAGAUCCAGUGGUGCCAUAUGUGUCGUACUUCUUCAAUCACAAGGACGUGAACAACGCCAUUGGCAAGAAUCAAUUGUACAAGGCAUCGUUGAUCGCCUACUACACCACGCAGUUUCUUAAGCUCGUGGAAUCCGAGAAUUUGGAGCCUGAAGUUAUCAAGGGUAACCCUUACUGUAUGAAUGCGUUCAAGUAUAUGUUCAACAACUCGCGUGUUCCUGCUGCUGGCUCUGAUAUCACCAAGUUGUAUGAUAUUUCCGAGCACAGAUACUUCAUUGUAGCCUUGAACAACAACUUCUACAAGGUGUACCACCACGAUGCCAACGACGAGCCAUUGUCCAAGGCAGCCAUCUACAAGCAGUUGGAGUACUUGGUCAAUGUAGUGAACCCAAGAGUUCCACGUGGCGUUGGAAUUGGAGCACUCACUUCGUUGAACAGAGACGAGUACUUGGCUGCUUACGAAGGCUUGAUCAAGUCGCCAAUCAAUGAGGCCUCCUUCGAGACCAUUUUCGCCUCGUCUUUUGUCAUUUGUCUUGACGACAGUUUCCCUGUGACCAUUGAGGAGAAAUCCAAAAACAACUGGCACGGAGACGGACAGAACAGAUUCUUCGACAAGCCUUUGGAGUUUUUCAUUGCAAAGAACGGUAACUCUGGUUUCUUGGGUGAACACUCCAGAAUGGAUGCCACCCCCACUGUUCAAUUGAACAACGACAUUUUGCUGAAGAUCGCCAAGGAAGACCCAACCACUUUCCUUGCAGAGAUCACCGCAUACACCUCCUCUCCUACCUCAGUAGUACCUGAGGCUCCAGCUGUGUUGCCAUUCGAUGUCUCUGUUCAGGCCAGAAGCGACAUUGCCUACGCCCAAGAGAAAUUUGCUGAUACUAUUGCUCAGCACGACCAGGCGAUUUUCCAGUACUACGGCUACGGUAAGAACUUGAUCAAGCAAUUCAAGGUUUCGCCCGAUGCCUACGUGCAGAUGUUGAUGCAGUUGGCCUACUAUAAAUUGACGGGCAAGGUUCGUCCUACCUACGAGAGUGCUGCCACCAGAAAGUACUUGAAGGGUAGAACCGAGACAGGAAGAAGUGUUUCUGUUGAGUCUAAGAAGUUUGUCGAGACCUGGAGCGAUGUGAACGCAACCAAUGAGGAGAAGAUUGCUACUUUCAAUGCCGCUUGUAAGCAGCACGUCAAGUACUUGGGUGAGGCUGCAGAUGGAAAAGGUGUGGAUCGUCACUUAUUUGGCUUGCUGCAGCAGCUCAAGCAAGGCGAGGAGAUUCCAGCCAUCUUUAAGGACCCCGUGUUCAAGUACUCGUCUACAUGGUACAUCUCGUCGUCGCAAGUUCCAUCUGAGUACUUCCAGAGUUGGGGCUGGUCGCAAGUGAUUGACGAGGGUUUCGGUUUGGCCUACUUGGUCAACAGCGAGUGGUUGCAUGUGCACAUUUCAACCAAGAAGGGUUACGGUUUGAAAUCGGACUACUUGAAGUAUUACUUGACCGAGACAGCCAACGAGAUGAAGCAGGUUUUGUCUACCCAGUUGGCUGCCAAGCCUAAGCUUUAG
Molecule: messenger RNA, 1863 nt
Organism: Sungouiella intermedia
Lineage: Eukaryota; Fungi; Ascomycota; Pichiomycetes; Serinales; Metschnikowiaceae
Source: the annotation of a GenBank genome assembly